This is a messenger RNA of Heterocephalus glaber (naked mole-rat), 2144 nucleotides long. Its product is annotated as olfactory receptor 10AD1. Gene Ontology annotation, cellular component: membrane. NCBI's taxonomy places the organism in Eukaryota, Metazoa, Chordata, Mammalia, Rodentia, Bathyergidae. Gene Ontology annotation, molecular function: olfactory receptor activity; G protein-coupled receptor activity. The record is from RefSeq and is a predicted model, not a curated record. Gene Ontology annotation, biological process: G protein-coupled receptor signaling pathway.
ACUGAGUUCCAAAACAUUUAUCGCCACACAUCCACCAUGUUUUAUAAUUGGGUUUCUAUGCCCUACUGAGUAAUUUAAAUUAUCUUACACCUCUCUUGUGUUUUUCCUGUCCUUCCCCCUCAAGGGCCCCAGAUGGUGGACCUACGGAACAGCAGCACAGUGACAGAGUUCAUCCUUGUGGGCUUUGAGCAGAGCUCCCCUGCCACACGAGCACUGCUCUUCACUCUCUUCCUAGCCCUCUACAGCCUUGCCAUGGCCAUGAAUGGCCUCAUCAUCUUCAUCACGUGGACAGACCCCAGGCUUAACAGCCCCAUGUACUUUUUCCUUGGCCAUCUUUCUUUCCUGGAUGUUUGCUUCAUCACCACCACCAUCCCACAGAUGUUGAUCCACCUGGUAGUCAAGAACCACACUGUCUCUUUUGUUUCUUGUAUGACCCAGAUGUACUUGGUCUUCCUUGUGGGUGUGGCUGAGUGCAUCCUCUUGGCUUUCAUGGCCUAUGACCGUUAUGCUGCUAUCUGUUACCCCCUUAGCUAUACCCAGAUCAUGAGCAGACAGGUCCGCGUAAGGCUAGUGGGUACUGCCUGGAUCUUUGGGUUGAUCAAUGGCAUAUUUCUUGAGUAUAUAUCAUUCCAGAAUCCCUUCUGCAGAGACAACCAUGUAGAAAACUUCUUCUGUGAGGCUCCCAUAGUGAUCGCCCUGUCCUGUGGGGACCCCCAGUUUAGCAUGAAAUUGAUCUUUGUUGAUGCCACUGUGGUGCUGCUCAGUCCCAUGGUCCUCAUUGUCGCCUCCUAUGCCCGCAUCCUGGGCUCCAUCCUUGGCAGAACCUCCUCCUCAGGUUGGGGCAAGACCUUCUCAACUUGUGCCUCCCACCUGACUGUGGUUAUAUUUUUGUACACUUCAGCCAUGUUCUCUUACAUGAAUCCCCGAAGCACACAUGGGCCUGACAAAGACAAGUUUUUCUCCCUCCUCUACACCAUCAUCAUCCCCAUGUGCAAUCCCAUCAUCUAUAGUUUUCGCAACAAGGAAAUGAAGGGGGCUAUGGUGAGGGCCUUUAGGAGAACCAACCUGGCCCAGGCAGAGUCUUUCUAGCAGGAAGGCCCCUAGAGAAGAAGCUCCCUCCCUUGGGGUAGGAGAAGUUAGUUGCCCCUUUCCCACCCUGAACAGGUGAGUAACUCUCUGAUGCUGAAAAGCUCUAGGAAAGAGCAUUCUUGGCUUCCUUAGCACAAAACUCAUAUCUGGAUGUUCCUCCUGAGGACUAAAACUCAUCUCUCUGACUUCACUUCCAGCACACUGAUCUUCCCCAAUCUUUCUUAGUAGGGAUGUCUUAGGUAGGAGGCACAAGUCCAGAGCAAUAACGUAUCACAACCUGAGAUAAGGCAGCUAUGUUUUCUCACAAGAAAGUCAUUGAAGAAUCAUUCUUUUGGGAGCCUUACUUUCUAAUGGCAAAGUUGAGCCUUGGCUUUAGGAAGGCUUGCUUUGGGAAAGGAGUAGACUGAGAACCAUAAUGAGAUUUGUAGAUUGCAGUAAGUUCAAGAAAUAUGCUAUGAGAAUGUGAUACCAUCCCUGCAUGGUGACCCUCAAGUACUUCAAUUAAGUUUCCAGAAAAAAUAAGAGUCAAUCAAUGGGAUUGUAUUGGUAACCAAAGCCAGAAAGAGGAUGUGUUUUAUGCCAAAUACAUGUGGACUAAUGAAGAAAAGAGAGGACAGAAGAAAAAGAAGGCCUGAGGGCAACAACUUCACCAGAUUGUAAACUAGGGGUUCAAGCUAUAUAACAAAAUGUCUUAGAGUCAGGAAAUCUUUGAGUGCCAUCUACAUUAUACAACACUGAAACAAGAGUGUUUUAACUUUUUGUACAUUUAUUUGCUCCCACUUGAAAAUAUUAUCACUGGUAUGUGUUGUAAAAUCUAAAUUUAUCCAUUUUUGAAGCAUCCCUCUUAUGUAUUUUACUUCCCACACACUCAUAUUCCCAGAGAUUCUUUACUCACAUCUCUAAAUUCUAUCUCUCCUGUCCCUAGUCCUUUAUCUAUGGUCUAAAGCAAUGACUCUAAACCAGGUACAAUUUUGUCUCCAAGAUGUUUAGUAAUGUUUCAAGACAUUUUUGGUUGUCUCUACUGGUGUACUAAAUGAAGGACCCUAGUUAGCAAG